GUGAAUCACUCUCACUCUCACUCUCAAAUGGCGACGCUUUUAGGCUUCUCUCAAACGAAGUUUCACCAUUGCGGCGUCUCGAUUCCUACGCCGCCGUGCUCAUCUUCUUCCACGGUGGUCUCAAUGGUUGGCUCGAGCCGGACUGAUUCGAAAAAGCUCCGGACAGAUUUUCUCGGCCAUAUUGGUUACGAUGAUCGGAGACAAGUAAGACCCAGUUCCUGUAAAAGCUCAUUAGCUGUGAAAAUGUCGUGGGACGGUCCUCUUGCUUCCGUCAAGUUGAUCAUCCAAGGAAAAAACCUCGAGUUAUCAGAGCCAAUCAAGCAGCAUGUUGAGGAGAAAGUAGGGAAAUCUGUUCAGAAACACAGUCAUCUUGUGAGAGAAGUUGAUGUAAGACUCUCUGUUCGUGGUGGAGAGUUUGGUAAAGGCCCUAGGAUUCGUAGAUGCGAGGUGACAUUGUUUACAAAGAAGCAUGGUGUUGUGCGUGCUGAGGAAGAUGCUGAGACGGUAUACGCUUGUAUCGACUUGGUAUCAACGAUAAUACAGAGGAAGCUGAGGAAGAUCAAGGAGAAGGACUCAGAUCAUGGAAGGCACAUGAAAGGUUUCAACAGAUUGAAGGUAAGAGAACCAGUGAUUGAGCCGGUUGUGGAGGAUGUUGAGGAUAGUACUGACUCGAGCCUAGGAGAAGAAGAAGAAGAGGAUGAUUUGAUCAAGGAGAUUGUCCGUACCAAGACUUUUGAGAUGCCACCAUUGACUGUCUCUGAGGCAGUUGAACAGCUGGAAUUAGUCGCCCAUGACUUCUAUGGCUUCCAAAACGAAGAAACUGGUGAGAUUAACAUAGUGUACAAGAGAAAAGAAGGAGGUUACGGUCUGAUUAUCCCAAAGAAAGACGGGAAAGCCGAGAAGGUUGAGCCGCUUCCAACCGAGCAACUGAAUGAACACUCUUUUGCCGAGUAGACUCUCUGCCCACAUCAAAACAGAUCAGUUCAUCUCUCCUUACAGUUGCUUGUGUAGGAGUUAGGGUUCUUGAGAAAACAAUGAAACAAAGAUUGUAGA
Messenger RNA from Arabidopsis arenosa, 1053 nucleotides. The record is from the annotation of a GenBank genome assembly. Lineage: Eukaryota; Viridiplantae; Streptophyta; Magnoliopsida; Brassicales; Brassicaceae.